AUGGCCAUUCAUGCAGUUAAGCCGUAUGUGUUGUCAUCAUCAAUGGAACUAUGGGACGGGGACAAGGGCUGGGAGUGCACACAUAAAUUUGGGGUCUAUGGCAUGUGUAAACUUGCGUUUAACCCAGAGGACACAAACAGUUUUGCAGCAACGAUUCGGCAUUAUGUAGAGGUCUGGAGCCUUGAUUCUGCUAAACCCGACUAUACUCUCAUUGAGCAUUCCGAUAAAGUGAAGUGUCUUGCUUUCUUCAAACGUGGUGAUCGGCAGUAUUUGAUCACAGGCUCUAAUGACUGUACUGCCAAGAUAUGGGACAUGCAGAAAAGGAUGUGUAUUCAUACGAUUGAAGGUUUCAUGUCCCCCGUUAUGUAUGUGAUUUCCCUUCCCGGUCGCCCAUACCUAGUUACAUGCUCAAACAAUGACACUAUUCAUGUGUGGAGCUCCAUCGAUUUCAGGCUCAAGACAACUGUUAAUUUCAGUGGUAGUGGACAUGUUAGGGGUAUCGUAUGUUUGAUGGGUUCAAGAAGAGUUGCCAUUGGACAAAUGUCUGGAAUAUCAAUUAUGGAUAUCGAUGGCGAAGAGUAAGCAGUUGCUAGGGAGGGAAACAAUAGGGAUUGUGCGACUGGUCAAUCAACUAAUCCAUAACUAAUCUUCAUCCAUGUUAGGGAUGUAUCUAUAUAUCCCUAUUGUAUAACGGAUUCCUGCACAUUUACCACACUUGUAUAUGUAUUAGCCAUUGGCUCUUGUGAAUGUUACUUGUUCAUUACCAACAUGGUAUUGGAGCCCAACUAGGGUAGCCCACAUGUUGUAA
This is a messenger RNA of Lolium perenne, 808 nucleotides long. RefSeq lists its product as uncharacterized. Gene Ontology annotation, molecular function: protein binding. NCBI's taxonomy places the organism in Eukaryota, Viridiplantae, Streptophyta, Magnoliopsida, Poales, Poaceae. The record is from RefSeq and is a predicted model, not a curated record. Gene Ontology annotation, biological process: endoplasmic reticulum to Golgi vesicle-mediated transport; intra-Golgi vesicle-mediated transport; intracellular protein transport. Gene Ontology annotation, cellular component: COPI vesicle coat.